Lottia gigantea (owl limpet) is the source of this 609-nucleotide messenger RNA. RefSeq lists its product as hypothetical. The transcript has 4 exons. The coding region runs from base 1 to 609 and encodes 202 amino acids. The record is from RefSeq and is a predicted model, not a curated record. Lineage: Eukaryota; Metazoa; Mollusca; Gastropoda; Lottiidae.
AUGGUUGUCUAUUUAGAUAUUGAUAAAAAAGACAGAAUCAGAACUGAGUGUAAGUCUUUAAUACAUAGACCUAAAUGUAAGAUCAGAGAUUUAGCCAGGGUGAUUGGUAUCCUAGUGUCUUCAUCCCCAGCUGUUGAACUGGGGCCCAUGCAUUAUAGAUCCUUAGAAAAAGGGAAAAUAAAAGCCCUGAAAUAUAAAAGUGGUGACUUUGAUAAGUCUGUCAAUAUUGAUAAUGAUAUGAAGGUUGAAUUAGGUUGGCGAGGAGUAGACAAGAAGAUAAUUCAGUUAAUGGUGGAUCGAUCUAUUGGUAAUACAACACAGGCUGAAAAGGUAGACGACUACAGGAACCAAAUCAUGUCAACAUUUGGAGAAAUACUGAAAUUUGAUUCUACUAAAAAGAUUUGUCAAAAGAUAUCAGGUGCUGGAAAAGGCACAGCUGAAUGGUGUAUCAAUAUUGGAAAUGAAAACAGCUUAAUUCUCUCCUUUGUUCUCACCUGUAAGGAAUCGACUGAAAAAUUAAAGCCAAUGGCAGAAAGUUUAAUGGACCGUUACAAGACCUUCAUCAGUAGAGAAACUUUUCAGAUUGGAUGCAUGGCGCUGGAUCCAUAG